GGGCCCCCGGCUCCCCCGCGUCUCCCCCGCGCCCCCGCCGGCUCCCCGUGCGCCCCAGCGCGACCCCCGCUCGCUCCCCAUGCACCCCCUUUCCCGUGCAGCUCCCGUGCGCUCUCCGUGCUCCCCUUCCAUCGUUCUCCCCCUUCCCGUGCAUCCGUUCUGUGCUCCCCAGCGUGCUCUCCCUGCACCCCCUUUCCCGUGCAAUCCCUGCUGACCUCUCCGUGCACCCCCUUUUCCUUUGCAUCCCUGCUGCACUCCCCACUGCACGUCUUUUCCUACCCACCCCUUUCCUGUGCAUCCCCGGUGUGCUCCUCGCUGACCUUUCCCCGCACCCCCUUUCCUUUUUCCUCCCUUCUGUGCUCCCCACCGCGCUCUCCCCGCACCCCUGGUGCCCCCCACACUGAUCUCCCUGUGCCCCCCGGUGCUUUCUCCACGCACGCUGCCCCCUCCAGCCCCUGGCCGUGCACUCCCGGCCAUGAACGGCUCGCUGGCGGGCUCCGGGGGGGGCUGGCAGCCCGAGUCCGUCAUCAUCCCCCUCGUGUACUUCAUCAUCUUCCUCGUGGGCACCGUGGGCAACAGCCUGGUCCUGGCUGUGCUGCUGCGCAACGGGCAGGUGAAGAACACGACCAACCUCUUCAUCCUCAACCUGGGGGUGGCCGACCUCUGCUUCAUCCUCUUCUGCGUCCCCUUCCAAGCCACCAUCUACACCCUGGAGGGAUGGGUGUUCGGGCCCUUCAUGUGCAAGGCCGUCCAUUUCUUCAUUUACCUCACCAUGUAUGCCAGCAGCUUCACCCUGGCCACCGUCUCCCUGGACAGGUAUUUGGCCAUACGAUACCCCCUGCACUCCAGGGAGCUGAGGACACCCAGGAACGCCCUCCUGGCUAUUUGUCUCAUCUGGGGGCUCUCCUUCAUCUUCUCGGGCCCUUACCUCAGCUACUACCAGGAGUUCCAGCUGGCCAACCUGACUGUCUGCCACCCCAUCUGGGAGAUCUCCCAGCGCAAGAUCAUGGACAUCUGCACCUUCAUCUUCAGCUACAUCAUCCCCGUGCUCAUCCUGAGCCUCACUUAUGUGCGGACUAUUCGCUACCUGUGGCGCUCCGUGGACCCCCUCCAAGACAUGUCAGAGUCCAAGAAGGCCAAGAGGAAGGUCACCAGGAUGAUCAUCAUUGUGGCCGUGCUGUUCUGCCUCUGCUGGCUGCCCCAUCACCUGGUCAUCCUGUGCGUGUGGUUUGGGUACUUCCCCCUGAACCACUCCACGUACGUGCUGCGCAUCCUCUCGCACGUCAUCUCCUACGCCAACUCCUGCGUCAACCCCAUCGUCUACGCCCUGGUCUCCAAGCACUUCCGCAAGGGCUUCAAGAAGAUCUUCAGCUGCCUCCUGCACAAGAAGGCAGCGCACAGGGUGCACGUGGCCCAGGCUGCCCACACGGUCAGCACGCUGGAGGCAGAGCUCAGCGAGGUGACCCAGCUGAGCGAAGCCCUGCCCGGGUGCUCGGCCACGCGCUGCAGGGCCCCCGUGCAGCCCUGGGGGGAGGCAGGGCUGCAGGGGCAGCAGCAGAGAGCAGAUGGCUCCUCUGUCACCUUCAACGUCAGCUAGCAGAGCUCCCUCCCACCCCAGGGCUUUGCAGUCUCCUGCAGCAUUGCAGGCCUGGGGCCGGGCUACAUUUUGGGUUGAAAUGGGUCCAGUUGAAUCCUGUUCAUUCAAAUGCACUCAGAUAUCACAACUGUGAUGGUGCUGAUACAAACUCAGCCAAGAACCAACCAAGGACAGGAUUUGCUUCCACCAAGCACUUGCUGAGAGCAGAGAGAUCAAACCCAAAAAUCCACUGCCAUGUGUAAACACCUGCUCCUCUGUCAUGGAUGGACUUAGUCCUGUUGCAUCUACACCCAGAGCCUGUGAAAAGCUCUGGCCCCUCCAACCAGCAUCUGGAGCUAGUGGGUGCACUUUUAGGGACAUUUGGAAAGUUUUGGUUUGUUUGUGUCCUGGUUUAGGAGCUGCAUCCCAGCGCUGGGCACAAACCCAGCUCAGGUAGGAAGAUCCAGGAACGAAGCACAGAAGGUCACCAAGGACCAAGGGGAGGGAGGUUGUUUGCCAGGGAAGCAGAGCCAUGGACCCAUGGUAGGGGAAGGAUUUUAAAGCCUUUGCACAGCCUGGGGACAGCUCAGCAUCUCAAGAAGGCAAGGUGCUCAUGGAGACAAGCAGGGCACUGACACUGAGGUGGGACGGCCAGGGCUAUGUGAGAGCUGGGAGUGCCCAGCACACCUGGGAAUAAAUAAAGCCCCUCCACCCCA
Molecule: messenger RNA, 2292 nt
Organism: Haemorhous mexicanus (house finch)
Lineage: Eukaryota; Metazoa; Chordata; Aves; Passeriformes; Fringillidae
Gene: GALR2
Product: galanin receptor 2
Exons: 2
Coding region: 476-1597 (373 amino acids)
Biological process (GO): G protein-coupled receptor signaling pathway
Cellular component (GO): membrane
Molecular function (GO): G protein-coupled receptor activity
Source: RefSeq, a predicted model, not a curated record